Molecule: messenger RNA, 1791 nt
Organism: Gossypium raimondii (Peruvian cotton)
Lineage: Eukaryota; Viridiplantae; Streptophyta; Magnoliopsida; Malvales; Malvaceae
Product: transcription factor TCP19
Exons: 1
Coding region: 621-1634 (337 amino acids)
Cellular component (GO): nucleus
Molecular function (GO): DNA-binding transcription factor activity; sequence-specific DNA binding
Source: RefSeq, a predicted model, not a curated record
UUGUGAUAAUUUAAUCAAAUUUUAUUUUAAGGGGAAAAUAUUUGUCCAAAUCCAUUUCAAGUUGGGCCGAGUCCUCCCCAGAAAGAAGUGAGGCCACAGAAAUCAAAAUCAGGGAAGGCAUAAAAUCAAGAUUUGGAGGAUUAAUACAUUUCCUUUUAUAUAAUUAACUUUUAAGAAAGUAAAAUUUAUUUAUACAAAAUAGAAAAGAGAGAGAGAAUCUUAUCAAAAAAAAGAAGCCCACCAGGUGUCACCAUCUGGGGUCCUUAGAGAGAAGAGAAAUACGCCUCCUUUUGGGUCCCUCCGUUUCUCAAGAAGGUGGGGCUGCCUGGCUGCUUCCUUAGGGUUUGUGCCUUUCUCUUCUCUAUUCCCCCCACUUUCCCCUUUUCCUUUUAAUACCAUCUCUGUUCCAUGUCCCACUCUUUUCUAAUAUCAUCAAAUCAAAGGCUAAAUUUCAAAUCCCACCCAGUCAACUACUUCUCUUAACUAUGAGAUAUUGUGGCUCUUUUUUUUAACACAACUUUUCCAUAAAAUCUCUCAUCUUUUUGAGCUAAUCCUGUUAAUAUAUAUGUUUUUGUGGCUUGUUUUGAUAGGCUAAACAUAUCUUGUUUGUUGUGUAAAAGAUGGAGUGCAAUCGAAAUCAAACGAUCGAGGAAAUCGACGAAAGCAUCAACAACAACACCGCCGUCAUCAUCAAUGAAGAACGCCAUCAAUCCAACAAUACAACACCCACUUUCUCAGCUUCUGACGCCACCGUAAUGGACCCCAACCAACCCAUGAAAGAAGAGGCCUUAACAGAUACGGAGCCGCAAGAAUUGGCUAACCCAACCCUGGUUCAAGUCGUGCCUGCUGCUCGAACCCAACGGUCUUUGGCCCCCAAACGCCCAUCAAAAGACCGUCACACAAAAGUCGAAGGCCGUGGCCGUAGGAUCCGCAUGCCUGCCGCUUGUGCUGCCAGGAUUUUUCAGCUCACUAGAGAACUGGGUCACAAGUCCGAUGGCGAAACGAUUAGGUGGUUAUUAGAGCAUGCCGAGCCAGCUAUUAUUGAAGCUACAGGCACUGGUACGGUCCCUGCUAUUGCUGUUUCCGUUAAUGGAACUCUCAAGAUACCAACUUCUUCAGGGAAACAAGAAGGCGAGUUGCCAAAAAAACGUAGGAGAAGACCCUCCAACAGUGAGUUCAUUGACGUUAAUGAGCAUCAAAGUUCGGUGUCUUCAGGAUUGGCACCCAUUGCUCCCAUGACCUGUAACAGUUUCAAUUUGAAUUCACAAGGGUUGGUUCCUAUAUGGCCUAUGGGUACUUUUAGCGUACUCCCUGCUGCACCUGGUUCAAACCAGGCACAGUUGUGGGCGAUUCCAGCAACUGCAACGCCGUUUUUUAACGUCACAGGUCGACCAAUAUCUAGCUUUGUGUCUGCUAUGCAACCAGAGGUGCAGGAUUCCAGCGUUGGGUCGAUGGGCUCAAGUGUUUUGCCCACUUCUAGUUCAGGUGCUACUAGUGUUAGUAACGGUAAUAAUAGUUCAAACCAUAGUACUACGCAGAUGCUUAGGGAAUUUUCUUUGGAGAUUCUCGAUAAGAGAGAGCUUCAAUUCUUGGGUCGUCCCGCAAACCAGCAAGCCCCAUGUUCGAAACCUUGAUCACAAACACUAGGUUAAGUUUCUUUGAUUUCGAUGAUACAGAGUAGAGUUGUUAGACUCAGGAAUUUUCUCUUUUUAUAUAUAUAUUUGUAGUAAAAAAAAUUGGGAAAAAAGUUCCAAACAUAAAAAGUUUAUCAAAAGAGUAUUUUUUUGGCCA